Molecule: messenger RNA, 817 nt
Organism: Calypte anna (Anna's hummingbird)
Lineage: Eukaryota; Metazoa; Chordata; Aves; Apodiformes; Trochilidae
Gene: IL7
Product: interleukin 7
Exons: 5
Coding region: 272-817 (181 amino acids)
Biological process (GO): immune response
Cellular component (GO): extracellular region
Molecular function (GO): interleukin-7 receptor binding; growth factor activity
Source: RefSeq, a predicted model, not a curated record
GGAGCGGCGGGGAUCACUGCGGCUGCCGGCGGAGCAGAAAGUGAAAGUACCUGCCGCCGGCGGAAGCCCCAUGAGAAAAGCAAAGCCCGGCCGGGAGUCCCGCAGUGGCCUCUGAGAGGCGGAGGGGCUGCUGAGUCCCUCCCGUCGGCCGCGGCUCCUUUCGCCUCCCGGCGCGGAGCUCCGCGAGCUGCAGGCACCAUGGGCGGGAAGGCGCCGUCACCAUGACCGCCCAGCCGCCGGGGCAGCUCCCUGCCAGACUCCCCCUCGGACCAUGUUCCAUGCCUUUUUUAGAACUAUCUUUUGGGUUCUGCCGCUGCUCCUUGUUCUGUGUCCAGUGAACUCAUCCAGUUGUGCAAUGGGAAAUAGAACAACUGAAAUCCGUGUGAAGUAUGAGAAUAUACUAAGCCACGACAUCAAUGAGCUGGUAAAUAUAUCUGCAGAGUAUCGUGACAAGUGCUGCAGGAAUAAAAAACAUGAAAAUAGCAAAGUGUUUUUCUGCAAUGAUACUCAGGAAAUAGAAUCACUACAGAGUAUGGCAUGCAACAUGCUCAAAUUCUUUCAUAAGCAAAAAAUCAGCAAAAACUUUAGAUGGAAAGCAGCGUUUGUCUCAUGUGGGACACUGCAGGUUCUACAGUGCAAAUGUGAAAGAAAUAAAAAAGAAAAGGUUUGCAUGCAGGUAAAUAUACAUAUUAAGGAAGAUACAGAAGAAGGUGAACAGACCAAAAAGAAAUGUAACCAAGAAUUUUGUGAAUUGAAAGAAAAUAUAUCUAGCCUUCAAUCCUGCUGGAAUAAAUUUGAAAAAAUAACUUCCUGGUGA